Molecule: messenger RNA, 813 nt
Organism: Penicillium bovifimosum
Lineage: Eukaryota; Fungi; Ascomycota; Eurotiomycetes; Eurotiales; Aspergillaceae
Product: putative dephospho-CoA kinase
Exons: 1
Coding region: 1-813 (270 amino acids)
Biological process (GO): coenzyme A biosynthetic process
Molecular function (GO): ATP binding; dephospho-CoA kinase activity
Source: RefSeq, a predicted model, not a curated record
AUGUUGAUCAUCGGACUCACCGGCUCAAUAGCAACGGGCAAAUCCACCGUUUCAACCAUCCUCUCCUCACCCCCCUACUCCCUCCCCAUAAUCGACGCCGAUGUUCUCGCCCGCAAAGUAGUCGAACCCGGCACCGCCGGCUACAAAGCAAUCGUCAACUACUUCGGAGCCAGCACCCCAGACCUACUACUCAACGAUGCACCAGACACACCACACGGCAAACCCCUCAACCGACCAGCACUCGGCCGCCGAGUCUUCGGCAACACCGAGGAGCGCAAACGCGACCGCCAAGUCCUAAACGGCAUCGUGCACCCCGCCGUCCGCUGGGAAGUCUACAAAGCGCUAAUCUACCACUACCUGCGCGGACAAUGGGCCGUCGUGCUAGACGUGCCACUCCUCUUCGAGAGCGGAAUGGAUCUGAUCUGCGGGACGGUGAUAGUGGUCGGCGUUCACGAUCCGGAGAUCCAGAUGGCGCGUCUGCGGGCGCGGGAUGCGCAUUUGACAGCCGAGGAUGCGGAGAAUAGGGUAAUGAGUCAGGGGGAUGUGCGGGUCAAGGCGACGCAGGCGGAAUUCAGAGGGACGGGGACUGCGCGGGGCGUGGUUGUUUGGAAUGAUGCCGAUAAGGCGGAGUUGGAGGUUGCGGUCAAGGAGGCUAUGGGGAGUAUUUCGGCGUCGAGUCCGAGGUGGUGGGCUUGGAUUUUGUUGGUUGUGCCGCCCGUUGGGGUUGGGGUUGCGGCUUGGAAUUUGAUUGUCAAUUUUGCGACGCAGAAGGGGUGGGAGAAGAAGAAGCGGGAGGAGAAGUCGAAGCUUUAG